AUGAAUAAUUUAAUUAUUGUUACGUAUUUAGGGUUUCUAAUUGGAUGGUGUUCGUGUAUUCCAUUUGAUUCCUCCUAUGUGACAAGCGAUGUUUAUAAUGUUGUGAGAUAUGGUGCUGUUGGUGAUGGUGUUACUGAUGAUUCACAUUCAUUUCUUAGAGCAUGGAGAGAUGUAUGUGGAGCACGGGAAGGCAACCCAACACUCGACGUUCCUCGUGGGAAAACUUUCAUGCUCAACCCUAUCACGUUCCUGGGUCCCUGCAACUCCAAAACUAUUCACAUUCAGGUUAGAGGGAAUGUUGUUGCACCGAGAAGGAGAUGGAGAACGGGGGAUGGUUUGGGAGCAUGGAUUAGUUUCUCAAAUAUCAACGGUCUCACCAUCAACGGCGGAGGACGAAUCGACGGUCAGGGUCCUGUUUGGUGGAAAUAUUGCAAUCAAAAUUACGAAACUGCCACUCUGGAUGUGAUAGACUGUAUUGCAAUCAACACUGGGUCUUCUCGUAUUAACAUCACUGGCCACGGCAUCAGAAAUGGAGAAUACUCGAGGGUUGAAGAAGUACAAGUUCAAAAUUGCACGCUUAUAGGAACUCAAAAUGGAGCGAGAAUCAAGACUUGGCAGGGUGGAUCUGGGUAUGCUAGGAAGAUUUCUUUCAACCAAAUCAACCUUGUGGAUACGAGAAAUCCCAUCAUAAUUGACCAGUUCUAUAAUCCUAAUCUCAUAUUCCCUUGAGUCGGGAGAUGGAGUGAAAGUAAGCGACAUGACAUAACGUUCAAAGACUUCCGCGGAACAUCGGCUAAUAAAGAAGCGAUCGUGUUGAAUUGCAAUACCAAGGGAUCGGGUUGUACCAAUGUAAUCAUCGACAAUGUUAACAUCAUCGUAUCAUCGGCACCAUACCUACCAACCUUGGCCAUUUGUAACAAUGUUCACGGUUUCUCUUCUUUUGUUACUCCACCAAUUCCUUGUUUAACCUCUCCUUUACUUCCCAAUUUCUCUCAUUCUAUCCUCACGUAUUUUAUUUUGAGGGAGAAAAACAAGAUUUAUAUAUAUAUAUGA
Messenger RNA from Carica papaya (papaya), 1053 nucleotides. The record is from RefSeq and is a predicted model, not a curated record. Lineage: Eukaryota; Viridiplantae; Streptophyta; Magnoliopsida; Brassicales; Caricaceae.